This is a messenger RNA of Penaeus vannamei (Pacific white shrimp), 1018 nucleotides long. It is a transcript of the gene elgi, whose product is annotated as E3 ubiquitin-protein ligase NRDP1 elgi. The record is from RefSeq and is a predicted model, not a curated record. Gene Ontology annotation, molecular function: ubiquitin protein ligase activity; metal ion binding. NCBI's taxonomy places the organism in Eukaryota, Metazoa, Arthropoda, Malacostraca, Decapoda, Penaeidae. Gene Ontology annotation, biological process: protein ubiquitination.
AGUGUCUGGGUUGAUGAAGUUUGUUGGUAAACACGCGAAAGAAAGGAGAGAGGACAAAGUAGUCAUGAGAGUCGUCGCGGAGUCUUGACCCUCCCUCUUGACGUCACGAGUCAAGUGUUAUGGGUUUCGAUGUGACGAGGUUCCAGGGGGAUGUGGAUGAGGAGCUUCUUUGUCCCAUCUGCUCCGAGGUCUUGGAAGAUCCACUCCAGGCUCCCUCCUGCGAGCAUGCCUUCUGCAGUGGGUGCAUUAACGAGUGGUUGUCAAGACAGCAGACAUGUCCUGUUGACCGCCAGACUAUCACAUCCUCACAGUUGAAGCCUGUGCCAAGAAUACUACGAAGCUUGCUGUCAAAACUGUACAUAUCCUGCGACAACAAGCCUCAUGGAUGUGCUUCCGUGGUGAAGCUGGAUGCUCUAACGUCUCACCUGGAGGAAUGCGAGUUCAACCCCAAGAGACCCGUGCCAUGUGAGCAAGGAUGCGGCCUAGUCGUACCAAAGGAUGAGUUAAAGGACCACAACUGCCUUAGAGAAUUGCGCACCUUAAUACAAAACCAGUCUGGGAAAAUUGCCGAGUUGCAGCAGGAACUUGCGGAAAAUAAAUACCAGCUCAAUGAACAGAAGAGGGAAAUACAGCUCUUAAAGGAUUUCAUGCGAGCCAUGCGGAUCAGCAACCCACAGAUGAGAGCUAUUGCAGACCAGAUGGAGCAGGAUGAAGUGGCCAGGUGGGCUAGCUCUCUCGCACGUGCUCGAGUUACGCGCUGGGGGGGCAUGAUCUCCACACCUGAUGCCAUGCUACAGGCUGUGAUUCGUCGAGCCCUGAGUGAAUCUGGGUGCCCGCCACACAUAAUUGAUCAGCUGAUGGAGAAUGCGCAUGAGAGGCGAUGGCCGCCAGGGUUGUCAACGUUGGAGACCAGACAGGUAAUGAACCGCCGCCACUACGAGAGCUAUGUGUGCAAGCGAGUCCCGGGCAAACAGGCAGUGGUAGUCAUGGCUUGCGAUAAUCGCCACAUGAACGAUGA